Molecule: messenger RNA, 1114 nt
Organism: Panicum hallii
Lineage: Eukaryota; Viridiplantae; Streptophyta; Magnoliopsida; Poales; Poaceae
Product: glycolipid transfer protein 1-like
Exons: 7
Coding region: 181-789 (202 amino acids)
Biological process (GO): ceramide transport; intermembrane lipid transfer
Cellular component (GO): cytosol; membrane; cytoplasm
Molecular function (GO): ceramide 1-phosphate transfer activity; ceramide 1-phosphate binding
Source: RefSeq, a predicted model, not a curated record
ACCGGAGAUGCUCUCGUAUUCAUCUCCUCCCUUCUGUUUCUUAAACCUUUCCCUUCUCUCGGACUCUCUCCUCGCUUGCUCUUCCUUCCCUGGCGGCGACGACUGGGCGAGCGGCGGCGCCAUUUGUCCUGUCUUCGCCCAGCCCUUUGCCGGCGACGAGCGCACCCUCCAGGUUCAAAGAUGGCAGAGACGGUGUUCACUCCAUCUUUGGAAGGGAUGAAGCAUGUCAAGCUAGAAAAUGGAGUCAUUCUCACCAAGCCUUUCCUUGAAGUCUGCAAGCAAAUCUUGCCUGUCCUGGAUAAAUUUGGAGCUGCUAUGGCAAUCGUAAAGAGUGACAUUGGUGGCAACAUCACAAGACUGGAAAACAAGUAUUCUUCAGACCCAUCAAAAUAUGAGCACUUGUACAGCAUGGUUCAGGAAGAAGUUCAAAACAAGACUGCAAAAGGUUCCUCGAGCUGCACAAAUGGGCUUCUAUGGCUCACGAGGGCCAUGGAUUUCCUUGUUGAGUUGUUCCGUAACCUGCUUGAGCAUCCAGACUGGACUAUGAGUCAAGCUUGCACUGAUUCAUACACCAAAACUCUGAAGAAAUUUCAUGGCUGGCUUGCCAGUUCUAGCUUUACGGUGGCCAUGAAGCUUGCUCCUAACAGAGAUAAAUUUAUGGAGGUCAUUAGUGGAACGGGUGACAUCAAUGCAGAUAUUGAGAAAUUUUGCACAACCUUUUCACCAUUUCUCAAAGAAAAUCACGAGUUUCUGGCAAGCGUUGGUCUUGAUGAUAUGAAGGCUUCGUAGAGCAAUCUCCGCAGCAAUUACAACAAAAUAAACAUGUCCUCUGAAAAGUGUUGCCGAGGAUACAGUGUUUUCCAUGGUUACCUUCCCCUCCCGAAAGGGGAAAAAAACAUACAGGGUAAUAACAAGUUUGUCACCAUGAUUGACAAUGGAUGCUUACACAGUGAAUCGACAGAACUAAAAAAAAACUUGUCUUUGGAACUCGUUCCCCUGUUACAGGAAGUUUGCAUAUGAUGAUGUGGAACUCUUGUACUCUCAAAAAUUCUUAGCCUGGGCUGAAAUGCUACAAGAAUCUUGCAACAAUCUCAUAGGCAGAUUCCCGUACCAA